AUGGACAGUAUAGCAAUUAUAGGUGCAGGGACCUUUGGGUUAUCAACGGCUUUGGAAUUGGCCAGAUUGGGGCAUAUCGAUGUCACUUGUUACGAUAAAUACCCAGUUCCUUCGCCAAUAGCAGCAGGGAACGAUAGUAACAAGAUAUUCGAUUAUGAAUACAUUGCCCCUGAUGAAAAACCCACUACGGGUGAGAGAUUAGCAUUAGAGGCAAAGGACUUGUGGCAGAAAGAUCCAGUUUUCAAAGAAUAUUACCAUCCCGUUGGAUUUAUAGUGGCAGCUAGCUCCGAGAAGCCUUUGCAAUCAUCUGAAGAGAGAUUUAAAGAAUUGAGAGAAAAGGGAUAUAAAGACUAUGAAUUUUUAGAUAGUCCUGACCAAUUCAGAAAACUUUUACCGGUGCUCGAAGGAGAAAUGCCAAAUUGGAGAGGUUAUGUUUUAGAUAAAGACAAUGGAUGGCUUCAUGCAAGAAAUGCGCUUAUUAGUGCUUAUGAGGAAGCGAAAAAGCUAGGUGUUAAGUUUGUAUUUGGUGAAGAUGGUGAAGUGGUUGGGUUUGAUUCCGACGGAGAAUUGAUCACGGGUAUAAAGUCAAAAUCGGGGAAAGUAUUUAAAAGUGAAAAAUACGUAUUGACUGCUGGAGCUAAUGCAGUGAGUGUUUUGAAUUUCAAUCAACAGCUUGAGGGGAAGUGUUUUACUCUAGCCCAUAUCAAAGUAAGUGAUGAAGAAGCCUCAAAGUUUAAGGAUUUACCAGUAAUUUUCAAUUAUGAAAAGGGAUUUUUUUUUGAAGCCGAUGAAAAUAAUGAAAUCAAGAUAUGUAACGAGUUUCCUGGUUAUACAAAUUUAAAUGAAAAAGGUGAAUCAAUGCCAUUUUACAAGAUGGAAAUCCCUUUGGAAGCAGCAGAGGACGUUCGUCAAUACUUAAGGGAAACUAUGCCUAAGUUUGCAGAUCGUCCAUUUGUGAAAACCAGAAUUUGCUGGUGUACUGACUCUCCCGACCGGGAACUCAUACUUUGUACCCAUCCUAAGUAUUUGAAUUUAAGUGUUGCUUCAGGUGAUUCUGGUAAGAGUUUUAUGUUAUUACCAGUGAUUGGUAAGUAUGUAGCUAAAAUCGCUCUUUAUGGUGACCAUAGUUUGAAUGAGGAAGAUAGAAAAACCUGGAGAUGGAGACCGGAAACUUCGGAUUCUAGAGAUAACACUCAAGAUAGAUAUGGUGGUAAAGGGAUAGUAACUGAUUUGAAAGACAUUGAUUUAUGGGUUUCAGCUGAAAAUCCGAUCCCUCAUAAAUUACAAGUAGAAUAG
This is a messenger RNA of Hyphopichia burtonii NRRL Y-1933, 1296 nucleotides long. RefSeq names its product NAD(P)/FAD-dependent oxidoreductase. The record is from RefSeq and is a predicted model, not a curated record. NCBI's taxonomy places the organism in Eukaryota, Fungi, Ascomycota, Pichiomycetes, Serinales, Debaryomycetaceae. Bases 1 to 1296 code for a protein of 431 amino acids. The transcript has 2 exons. Gene Ontology annotation, molecular function: sarcosine oxidase activity; saccharopine oxidase activity; flavin adenine dinucleotide binding.